AUGAUUCUAGUCCAAUCUUGUAAUGACGGAAAUCAAAAUCAAGAUGAAACUGGCGUUGAUUGCGGUGGUUUCGUUUGUGAAGCUCGAUGUGAUUUGAAUCAAGUGUGUUCAAACAACUCUGAUUGCUCGAAUGGAAACUGCCAUAUAUCAUCGAAACUAUGUCAAAUAUCAUCUUGCAAUGACGGAAAUCAAAACCAAGAUGAAACUGAUGUGGACUGUGGUGGUUCGAUCUGUGGCGCUCGAUGUAGUUUAAAUCAAGUUUGUUCCAGAAAUUCUGAUUGUUUCAAUAAGAAUUGUCAUCAAACAAAUAAAACCUGCCUAGGUAUUCGAAGAAGUUACAUUAAGAAAGCUUAA
Molecule: messenger RNA, 354 nt
Organism: Adineta ricciae
Lineage: Eukaryota; Metazoa; Rotifera; Eurotatoria; Adinetida; Adinetidae
Source: the annotation of a GenBank genome assembly